CCCCCCCCCCCCACUCGGCCGGCCGGGACGGAGCCAUUUUAAUUCAUAUCUGAGUGGGCGGUGGCGAUUCGUGUUGGCCGUCUGGCUCCGCAGGGCAGGGGGCAACUUUACUGGUUUGGGGUGGUUUUUAGUUUAAUUUUUCUUUUCUAGCUUGGCAUCGCGGGCCAGUUCGUAAUUCUUAUCGGCUGAGGCCAUGUCAGGAGACGGAGCCACGGAGCAGGCAGCUGAGUAUGUCCCAGAGAAGGUGAAGAAAGCCGAAAAGAAAUUAGAAGAGAAUCCUUAUGACCUUGACGCUUGGAGCAUUCUCAUUCGAGAGGCACAGAAUCAACCUAUAGACAAAGCACGGAAGACUUAUGAACGCCUUGUUGCCCAGUUCCCCAGUUCUGGCAGAUUCUGGAAACUGUACAUUGAAGCAGAGAUUAAAGCUAAAAAUUAUGACAAGGUAGAAAAGCUAUUUCAGAGAUGCCUUAUGAAGGUUUUGCACAUUGAUUUAUGGAAGUGUUAUCUUUCGUAUGUCCGAGAAACCAAGGGUAAACUACCAAGUUACAAAGAAAAGAUGGCUCAAGCAUAUGACUUUGCACUGGAUAAAAUUGGAAUGGAAAUUAUGUCUUACCAGAUUUGGGUGGAUUACAUCAACUUCUUAAAAGGCGUGGAAGCUGUUGGAUCUUAUGCAGAAAAUCAGAGAAUAACAGCUGUUCGAAGAGUUUAUCAACGAGGUUGUGUUAAUCCAAUGAUCAAUAUUGAACAAUUGUGGAGAGACUAUAACAAAUAUGAAGAGGGUAUCAAUAUUCAUUUAGCUAAAAAGAUGAUUGAAGAUCGGAGUAGAGAUUACAUGAAUGCUAGGCGGGUAGCAAAGGAAUAUGAGACAGUAAUGAAAGGUUUGGACCGCAAUGCUCCUUCAGUGCCUCCUCAGAAUACUCCUCAAGAAGCUCAGCAGGUGGAUAUGUGGAAGAAGUACAUACAGUGGGAAAAGAGCAACCCUCUUCGUACAGAAGAUCAGACCCUGAUAACUAAAAGAGUUAUGUUUGCUUAUGAACAGUGCCUGCUGGUGCUGGGCCAUCACCCUGAUAUUUGGUAUGAAGCUGCCCAAUAUCUUGAGCAAUCUAGUAAACUGUUAGCAGAGAAGGGGGAUAUGAAUAAUGCGAAAUUAUUUAGUGAUGAAGCUGCUAAUAUAUAUGAAAGAGCCAUAAGCACUUUAUUAAAGAAGAAUAUGCUUCUUUAUUUUGCAUAUGCAGAUUAUGAAGAGAGUCGCAUGAAGUAUGAGAAAGUUCACAGUAUAUAUAAUAGACUUCUGGCAAUUGAGGAUAUUGAUCCCACCUUGGUAUAUAUCCAAUAUAUGAAAUUUGCAAGAAGAGCUGAAGGUAUCAAAUCUGGAAGAAUGAUAUUUAAAAAAGCAAGAGAAGAUACCAGAACCCGCCACCAUGUCUAUGUUACUGCAGCACUCAUGGAAUAUUACUGUAGUAAGGACAAAUCUGUUGCCUUUAAGAUUUUUGAGCUGGGGCUAAAGAAAUAUGGAGACAUUCCAGAGUAUGUCCUGGCCUAUAUUGACUAUCUUUCUCACCUCAAUGAGGACAAUAAUACUCGAGUUUUGUUUGAACGAGUUUUAACAUCUGGAAGUCUUCCUCCUGAGAAAUCUGGAGAAAUCUGGGCCCGAUUUCUAGCUUUUGAAAGUAAUAUUGGUGAUCUAGCUAGUAUACUCAAAGUGGAGAAAAGACGGUUUACAGCAUUCAAAGAAGAGUAUGAAGGCAAAGAAACAGCUUUACUGGUAGACAGAUACAAGUUCAUGGAUUUAUAUCCUUGCUCUGCAAGUGAACUAAAAGCACUUGGGUAUAAGGAUGUCUCCCGUGCUAAGCUAGCAGCUAUAAUUCCAGACCCAGUUGUAGCUCCUUCUAUAGUGCCUGUUCUGAAAGAUGAAGUGGAUAGAAAACCAGAAUACCCUAAGCCAGACACUCAGCAGAUGAUUCCAUUUCAGCCACGACAUUUAGCACCUCCGGGCUUACACCCUGUCCCUGGUGGAGUGUUCCCAGUACCACCUGCAGCAGUGGUUUUAAUGAAACUUCUCCCUCCUCCUAUUUGUUUCCAGGGCCCUUUUGUACAAGUGGAUGAACUGAUGGAAAUUUUCCGAAGAUGCAAGAUACCAAAUACAGUUGAAGAAGCUGUGAGGAUCAUUACUGGAGGAGCCCCGGAGCUGGCCGUAGAAGGCAAUGGCCCAGUGGAAAGUAAUGCAGUGCUCACAAAGGCCGUCAAAAGGCCCAACGAGGAUUCUGAUGAAGAUGAGGAAAAGGGAGCUGUGGUCCCCCCUGUUCAUGACAUCUACAGAGCAAGGCAGCAGAAGCGGAUUCGGUGAAGCAGGUGUAGCGCCUGCCUCAGAGGAAAACUCAUCCUUUUGCCUCUCAGUCAUAUGUUUAAAAGAGACAAUGCUUUGUUACAAGGUUCUUGGAAACAAAGUUGUAUUGUCGUUGGUGCCUCUAUCACAUGGUUCUGGAGAACAACCAACCAACCUACGUGAAUUUUAGGAUUUGGAACAGACCUAUGCUCUGAGCAGAAUUAGGUUUUCAAAAGUGUGAGAACAGUACUAAGUGGCAGAACCACAUUUUGUUCCCGCUUCAAGGGUGUCUUGUACGUACCACUUGAAGACUUGUGGGUUUUCAACAGUUUUAUUUUAAAAACUGGAUGGCUUAUGAUUGUAAAGCAUUUUAUCACAUUUUCUGAAAACAGCUGUUUUUGGUUUGCUUAUGUAGAGUCCUGCCUUAUUGUUCGUUUUAUUUAUGGCAGAAUGUAUGGAAUCGGUUUUGUAGGUUAACAUUUUAAAACAAUCCUUUAAAAAAUAAAAGGAUCUCAAAAAAAAGUCACGUCUCCUGCUGCUGCUUUCAUUCACAUUUGAAAUAGCAGCUUAUGUUAUUUAGCCAAUACAGUUUAAAAAUAAAUGUCAACAAUACAAAGAAAAAUCAUCUUGUAUUUACCAUAUAUACAACUAUUGUCCUUUCCUGGUCUUUUUUGCUACUAUUUGAAAACAUAAGCGAUCCAUUUUUAAGAGGUAAACUAAACAUUUUAGAAGUCCUCAAAUAUGAAUGCAUUUUCCCCAAAUUAAAUCUGAGGGAGACUGAGAUAUUUUAUCUUUCAUCUCUCUCAAAAGCGACUUAAGUGUGGGUAUUCCUUUAAUCACUCACUGUCUUGCAUUCACAUGUAUUUCAAUGUUCAAGACCGUUUUUUUUCGAGCACUAAACAAAGAUAGCAUUAAGGAAAAACUAUGAUUGGCUGCACUGGCCCUCUGCGAUGGUCCACACUCAGUUUGUGGAGUGUGUUUCACUCUGAAUAAAUCCACUUCUUACCUAUCAAAAAAAAUAAAGAAAACUGUGGCCAAGGAACCAA
Molecule: messenger RNA, 3372 nt
Organism: Dama dama (fallow deer)
Lineage: Eukaryota; Metazoa; Chordata; Mammalia; Artiodactyla; Cervidae
Gene: CSTF3
Product: cleavage stimulation factor subunit 3
Exons: 21
Coding region: 194-2347 (717 amino acids)
Biological process (GO): mRNA 3'-end processing
Cellular component (GO): nucleus
Molecular function (GO): protein binding; mRNA binding
Source: RefSeq, a predicted model, not a curated record